This is a messenger RNA of Daphnia pulicaria, 4024 nucleotides long. RefSeq lists its product as uncharacterized. Lineage: Eukaryota; Metazoa; Arthropoda; Branchiopoda; Diplostraca; Daphniidae. The transcript is spliced from 4 exons. The record is from RefSeq and is a predicted model, not a curated record. Bases 453 to 3701 code for a protein of 1082 amino acids.
CGAUGUGUACAAUUUCAGUCCAGCGAGCGAGCGAGAGUCUGAUUCUUUUAAUGCGCUGGGCCAUUGGCAGUUGCCGGUGAGACACAGUCACGAGAACAUCAGUUUGUGCUCAACUCCGGCAUCAUUGCUCAAUUGUUUUUCCAGGAAUAAUUACUAAAAGAAAAAAGUGUCAACCAGUGGAUUCGUUUGUUGUUGUUGUUUGGGUUGUUUGGGUUGUUUUCUUGUGUGUUUGUGAGCUGUGUUUCGUCAUCGAAUGACUGGAUUUAAGCAACCGAGGCGACCGAGUGUCGCCCCAGCACACGGAUACGUAUGACCAAUUAAGACGACGGCCGCGGUUUCCUGUUUUUCGCAAGGCCGAAUGCAAUAAGGACCGCCAACUCUCCUGCGGUUUACACCACCAAGAAAUACAUAUAAGAAGAAAAAAUAUAACGAGUCCCCCCCCCCCCACAAAAAUGCAUCGUGGGCUCGAUUGUUUGUUGCUGCUUUGGUGGAUCGUAACGACGCUCACUGUUGUACUUGGGUGGCCGAUCAAUCAACCCAACGCCCAACCAGCAGAAAUAGUUGCGUCUCAGUAUCAUAGUUCGUCGCCGGCGUUGUGCAACGAUUCGCGUUGUUCCUGUACCAGUCAUUCGGCGUCUCAGCAUGCCGGCCUCACUCAUGUCAACUGCCAAUGCACGCCUCAGGAUCAGGAAGCAACGUUAGAUGUCUAUCCAUCAUCAGUGCCGCGUGACGUCUCGCUUGUGGCCAUCCGAAGCUGCCGGAGCGUGAUCUUUCACGAAGGCGGAAUCAAGCACUUGAACAACCUCUCCAUCGUGACUGUUGAAGAUGCCGGAGAAGUGCUCUUCCAUUCAGGAUCUUUCAAUCAAUUGAAGGUGGAAACCAAGACGGCUGUGACAAUCGGCCGGUGUCGCCAAUUAUUAAUCAAAACCGCAGCUUUCGUCAGCCACUCACUCAGUCCGGUGGCUCUUAAUUCGUCGCACUGCCAUUCGGUGCGAAUCGAAGAGUCGGCCUUUUCCCGUCUCAGUCGGCUGACGCUGACCAACAUCCAGUUUUUGCACUUGGCUUCGCACGCUUUCCGGUUUACCACCGUCAGCCCACUGGACGGAGAUCACAUCAAAACCGAGAUAUUGAUCGAGCACGUCACCAUGACAGAAUUGAAAAGUUUCACAUUUCCAUCGCCGCUGGAUCAUCUUGUAUUUGAGAACGUCACCAUUUCUGGCCAAAUUCACGCCAACGCCACUUCGGCUUUGCGGAUCGUCCGGCUCAGCAUUUCCGACUCGCGAAUCGGUUGGAUUGAGGCCGGCGCUUUCAGCGAGUUCACUCACCUCGAUUGGCUGGAAAUGCUCAACACCAGGGUGGGCCACAUAGACGGGCGGGCCUUUUCUUCGGCUGCAUCUUCUAUCACCAUCGAAGGCUGCCAAAUCGGCCGGAUGAAUCAGAGCGCACUGUCUAUGCCCGUCGCCCGCGUGUCAUUACAUUCCAAUCACAUCGACGUGCUGGCCACCGGAGCCCUUAAUUUGCGCGAGUGGAACGAACUGCUCAUUGAAAACAAUACGGUUACGCUGAUUGAGCGACACGCCUUUUACAACAUUGGCGAACCUAAACUUCUUCCGUCGCCCUACGCCGGAGCUGGACGCGUCCGGUUCAUCAUACGACACAACGUGUUUCAUCAAGUCCAGCUGGGCGCUUUCAUCAUCAGCGCUGAAGUGCCGCAGCUGAAAUUGGAGGACAAUCACUUCCAACACAAUUGCGAUUGUCAGAUGGCUGGAUGGGCGGCCCAGUUGACGCAAAUCACUCGCCGGACCGAGACCACAACGGCCGAAUCGUUUCUAGAAGAAGAUGAAGAUGAUGACGUCUUUAAUGCUCCUAGGGCUUUGUGGCUAGGAUCUUCGCUCUUCAACAGCAGUCUGUGUCGGCUGGACCAGGCAGCCGCGGAAUGUUUGGAUUUAGCCGACCAGCCGCAAUUCCUGUCCAUGAAAAACUACACGGACGAAUUUUGCCCGGCCGCUCAAGAGAACGAAUUCAGCCGCUGCUUGGCCAUGAAACGUUCAUCGAUCGACAUCAGUCGAAUCAUCGAUUUCAAGACGGACGACGAUGCCGACGGAUCGAGUGGAAUUAAAUUGGUCGAUUUUAGCUCGAGACAAGAUUUGGUCAUGAUCAUCGUCCUCAGUGCCCUGUGCGUUUUGGUCUUCCUGGCCGUCUGCCUUGGUCUGGUCGUGGCUCGUUUCAGGACCAAGUCACGCCAGCAGCAACGAAGCAAUAAGAAAAUCGUGUCCAACGACGAACGCGUCACUUGUUCGCCGCUGAUUCCCAGCAGCAAUGUGGAAAAACAACUGGGCAGCGGAGUGGUUUCCUCCGGCUCCAUUUCGCGUCUCUCCGUCAAAGACUAUCGAAAUUAUCUGGAAGACCUUGGACCCAUUUACUCGGAACCGCUGGAACCUCCCGAGUCGAAUGCUUGGAUCAAGCACGUCCCACCAACGGAUUUAGCCCCGCCCGAUGUGCCGGCCAUGCCCGUCCAGUGGACUCCCAAAGGCGGCGUCAAAGCCAACGACGACGCUAAUAAACGGACCAUCGAUCGAGGCACUCAAACGUUGGAGGACAGCACUAAUAAAGUCUCGGAAUCAGAGAAUCUCUCCAGCACAUCAAAUGGCGAACCGUUGGCGUCGAGUCUGGCCCUUGAAUUCACACAAGAUGUCAUGGCCGCUCUGCGAGAUAAAAUGGACGUCUCCCCCCUGUACAGCGAAGUCAAAGAUUCGAUUGUUUCCAAGCAACUAGACAAUAACGAAGAGUCAGCAGCACUGACGAAGGGAACCAGCACAAUAACACCAGAGUUCUACGAUCUCAUCAAGGUAGUCGAUCAAGGCGCUGGGCCAAGGCCGUCCACAUCUUCUGCCAGGUCGGAGCACAUCUACUGCAAACCGUGGGAUGAUGCCGAUCCAUCAGGCUCGAAGAAUCGUCUUCCAUCAUCCAUUGCGGAUGAGACGCCACCACCGCCACCAGCAGGAGUCGAAUUAAAAGUGGAUAAGGAGUCAGCAGGUGGUGAUGCUUUAUUAUUAUUACCUCCUCCAGCGAAACAAAAGAAUAAUGUGCCGGUAGCCAUCAAAAGUCAACCGUUUCACGUGCGCGGAUCUCUCCCGAAAUGGCCUCCGCCCGCCAUCAAGACUCCCAGUCAAAACCGGAGCGGAUCGAGGACCACCAACAGUUCAACUUGCUCACCUCCAACAUCUCCCGUUAAAGAUGCCAAGCCACCUUCGUGGCAAAGCUCAUCCAGGUCGAUUCCGGCAGCCAGGAAACCGCCGACUAAAACCAGAAGCGAACACAAUAACACUUCCCAGAAGACCUCUCAUCAGCCGACGGGCAAGUCUAAUAAAGAAUCUACUGUCGUCCAGUCAAAUUCAUCGAACGUCGUUAUUUCGCCGUCUCCUUCACAACAGUCCAAAGAUGAGGGCGAUGAGGAGUACGCCGAAGUAACGCCGCAGCCGUUUAGUUUCUCAUUCCGACGGCCUUUGUUCGCAGAUCGUCAAAAUAAUUCUAAAGAGACGAAGAAGAGUGCUGCUGCCGAGGGACCACCGAAACCGGCGAGAUCGCCCGUGGCCCAGUUGUGCGAAUAUGCCGAUCCACGUGACCUAAAUGAGCCUUUGUACUCUGAAUUAAUAGUGCAAGAUGAACAACAACAACAACAACAACACGAUAACUUGUGAUCCCAACUCGUAUAUACAUAACAGUCCUUCUUGUGGUUUACAUAUACGCAGAGUAUACGCUUCCGCUCCGAUUCAUCGAAUCGCUUUUGACCUGCCUUAUAAUAUACCAGAAACAAAAGUCUCGAAUGGUGUUCGGGCUCGAGUCAAAAAAUCGUCAUAUUUCAUUGUUAUUUGAUAAAUUUAUUUCGUUUUGGUUCCAUCAUCAUCGUCGUGCGUGUAGCUAUAUUGCGUGUACUUAUAUAGCAAAGAUGUGCUUUUUUGUCUGUUGGGUGCAUGAUUCAUCACCAAAACAGUCGUAACUAAUAAAAGUCUCGCAAAUCCGG